AUGUAUUCAACAGGUUAUGAUUCUCUUCCAUCCUCAUUAGGUGCUGGAGAUUUCAAUAACGACAACUAUUUAGAUCUCGCCAUUGCCAAUUAUGGCACGAAUAAUGUUGGCAUACUUUUUGGAAAUACCAACAGAACGUUUGAAAAACAAAUCACAUUUUCAACUGGACUUGGUUCCCAUCCAUACUCAAUCGCUAUUGGCCACUUUAAUGACGACGGAUUUGUUGAUAUAGCUAUCGCCAAUUCUGGAACUCAUGAAAUAGGUGUACUUUUGAACAAUGGCAAUAGAACUUUCGCUAAUCAAGCCGCCUAUUCCGUAGGUUCUGCUUCUCCAUAUGCGAUUGGCAUCGGAGACUUCAAUCAAGAUAAUCGAUUGGAGAUCGUCAUCGCUAAUAACGGCAAUGAAAAUAUAGGUGUACUUCUCGGAUAUGGAAGCGGCCAUUUUGAAAAUCCAAUUGUGUAUUCAACUGGAUCUUAUUCUUCGAUUUCUGUUGCCAUAGGUGAUCUUAACAAGGAUCAUCGAUUAGACAUUGUCGUCGUGAACAAUGAUACUGGUAGCAUAGAUAUUCACCUUGGUUAUUUUGAGGGUUUUUUAAAUCAAACAAGGUAUUCAGCUGGCUCUGGUCCACAAUCUGUAGUUGUUGGUGAUUUCAACAACGACACUCGACUAGAUAUCGUUGUUGCCAAUUACCGUAGCAAUGAUGUGAGUAUCCUUCUUGAAAAUGGAAACGGUUCUUUUGAAAAUGAAACAAGGUAUUCAGUUGGUUCUGAUCCAAUAUCUGUAGUUGUUGGUGAUUUCAACAACGACACUCGACUAGAUAUCG
This is a messenger RNA of Rotaria sp. Silwood1, 823 nucleotides long. NCBI's taxonomy places the organism in Eukaryota, Metazoa, Rotifera, Eurotatoria, Philodinida, Philodinidae. The record is from the annotation of a GenBank genome assembly.